This is a messenger RNA of Halteromyces radiatus, 1373 nucleotides long. RefSeq lists its product as uncharacterized. The record is from RefSeq and is a predicted model, not a curated record. The transcript has 4 exons. Gene Ontology annotation, molecular function: DNA-binding transcription factor activity, RNA polymerase II-specific; RNA polymerase II cis-regulatory region sequence-specific DNA binding. Lineage: Eukaryota; Fungi; Mucoromycota; Mucoromycetes; Mucorales; Cunninghamellaceae. Gene Ontology annotation, biological process: regulation of transcription by RNA polymerase II. The coding region runs from base 59 to 976 and encodes 305 amino acids.
UUUUUUUUUCUUCUUCUUUUUCUUCGUUUCUUUUUAUAUAUAUUUUAUACGUAUUACUAUGUCAUCUAAUAAAUCUCUACGAGUAUUUAGUCCAGUGGUUAUAUUUGAUGAUACUACCCGUAAAGAUGAAUCAUUUCAAGGUGCCAAGAUUGAAGAAUACAAAGAAAAAAUUAUGAAAAUGAUGGAAAGAAAUGCAAAAUUGUGGUCUUCAAAAGUCAUCGAUGAAGGACAGCUGGAUAUCAGCGUAUCUCCCAGUACAAGUACCACCUCCACCACUUCAUCUUCGUCUAUUAGUUCAAGUGAUAGUAUUGAUACCAUAGACAGUACACAAAAUCAUUCAUCAUUAUUAUAUACAUCUGCUUUUCAUUCUGUCGACAAAAACAAUACCAAGAUGCCUCCACCACUGUCACUAUCUUCAUCAUCUCCAUCUCCUACUCUUUUAGCUCCUAGUUUAUCAGCAAUAUCAACGUCAGCUUCUACACCUUUACCAGUCAAUGGACAAAAAAAAAGACGAAGAGGAAACCUACCCAAAGAAGUCACGGAAUUCUUGAAACGAUGGCUGGUCCAACAUAAAAAACAUCCUUAUCCUUCUGAAAAAGAAAAAAUCGAUUUAGCCCGCCAAACUGGUCUUACCGUCAAUCAAAUCAGUAACUGGUUCAUCAAUGCACGUCGUCGUAUUCUGCAGCCCAUGUUGGAAUCCGAAGGUUUACAAGCACAUCUUUUAUCUUAUUCUUUUUCUCCAGCAGAUCACCAACAACAACAACAACAGCUUCAACAAUAUCAUCAUAUUGAACGAAAUCAAUCGCCUACUACCAAUCUUUCUUUGAUGGAACAAAAGAAACGUCGACAAUUGGAUAUUUAUGCUUAUCAAGGUUUUGCAGAAUCUUAUCCUGAUGAUACAAGACGAUGGGCCUUUCGAAGAACCAAAUUACCCAAUUUUGACACGGAUGAUUGUUACUCUGUGGCCAUCAGGUGAAUUCCAUUAUUCUUUCCUUUUUUUUUUUUUAUUUUCAAUUUGAUUUAUAUAUUUAUAUUUACAUAUGUUGUGUUGUGUUUUUCUCCUUUUUGUAUCUGAUGAUAUAUAUAUAUAUAUUUAUAUAUAUACUACGAUUUUCCUUUUUUGUCUCUCCCUCCACUUUACAUAUAUCAUUUUCAUCCUUCUACAUAUUUUUUUUUUUUUACCUGUCCCUUUUCCUUCUUUUAGAUAAUUAGCUUCUUACUGUUUACUCCAAUUGAUGUAACUCUUUUUAGGCAUGGAAAAAAAGAAGAGUAACAUUUUUUUUUUUUUUACUUUUGUAUGGUCAUAUUACUUAUUUACUCUUCCCCUUAUCACCACUAUGCCUUAUUGAUAUUUUUUUACCAUGAUCCUUUUU